AUGCAGCCCGCCCCCGGAGAAAUGGCCGACAAGCCGUCGGACGUUUCCGCCGGAACUGCCCAGAGCCGUCGAAGCUACCUUCCUGCUCAUCGGCUCGCGACGUCGCCACCACGACCAGGAGACUCGGGUUUGUCGGUUUGCUGGAGAGCCCAGCCUCGUCGUUGCACGGCCGGCUACUGA
This is a messenger RNA of Prunus armeniaca (apricot), 180 nucleotides long. NCBI's taxonomy places the organism in Eukaryota, Viridiplantae, Streptophyta, Magnoliopsida, Rosales, Rosaceae. The record is from the annotation of a GenBank genome assembly.